GUGGUCCCUUGACGAAAUAUUCAUGCCGUCGCCGCCUAUUCAGCGGCCCGUUUAUUUCAUGCUGGAUACGGAGCAAUUGAUCAAUUUAUAGAAAACAAGCUCAGUCGAUUACAGACCGGGAUAACGCACACUGCAUGACCUUGCACUGAAUGUCAUUAUAGACGGAUUUUUUUUAAAGCACAGACACGGUCACUGGCCACAGCCAUGGAGAUUGUCACACAUUUAAUUAAUGACACAAUAGAAUUCUACAAAUGGACCCUAACUAUUGCAGACAAGCGAGUGGAGAAAUGGCCUCUGAUGGACAACCCCCUGCCCACACUGGCCAUCAGCACCUCCUACCUGCUGUUCCUAUGGCUGGGGCCCAAAUACAUGAAGAACAGAGAGCCCUUCCAGCUCCGCAAAACCCUCAUUGUCUACAACUUCAGCAUGGUCUUCCUCAAUUUCUUCAUCUUUAAAGAGCUGUUCAUGGCAGCGCGGGCGGCAAGCUACAGUUACAUUUGUCAACCGGUGGACUACUCAGAGGACCCCAAUGAAGUCAGGGUGGCAGGAGCUCUGUGGUGGUAUUUUGUCUCUAAGGGCAUUGAAUAUCUGGACACGGUGUUUUUCAUCCUGAGGAAAAAAUUCAACCAGGUUACUUUUCUGCAUGUCUACCACCAUUGCUCCAUGUUCACGCUCUGGUGGAUCGGCAUCAAAUGGGUGGCAGGAGGACAGUCAUUCUUUGGUGCACACAUGAACGCAGCAAUCCACGUCUUGAUGUACCUGUAUUAUGGCCUGGCCUCCUGUGGACCUAAGAUCCAAAAGUACCUGUGGUGGAAGAAGUACUUGACCAUUAUCCAGAUGAUCCAGUUUCACGUCACCAUUGGCCACACAGCCUUGUCACUCUACGUCAACUGCGACUUCCCCCACUGGAUGCACUACUCCCUCAUCUGCUACGCCAUCACCUUCAUCAUCCUCUUCGGCAACUUCUACUACCAGACCUACCGCCGCCAGCAGCCUAGACGCGACACCUCCUCCGCCUCCAAAGCAGGCAAGGCCCUCUCUAAUGGUACACUCAACGGGCUCAGCAAGGCCGCUAACGGAGCCGUGGUGAUGGGGAGCAAAGAGGAUAAGCCCCAGGAGAACUCUGGCAGGAGAAAGAGGAAAGGAAGAGCUAAAAGAGAUUAGACGAAGAGGAGCUGGAGAGGUAGAGGUAGAGGGCCUUGCUUUGGGUUUUAGGUUGAUAGUGCUAAAACGUGAAAGACUUCAUUUGAGGAAAAUUAGGUGGAUGGGUGUGAUGUGUUUAUUUAAGCCAUGAUCUGAGUUGAUGUAGAUAAAAUAUGAGACAGGCUUGUGUUGAGAGAGGAUCAUUCUGUUAGUAAGAUGUGUCAAAGGUCAUGCCUACUGCCUAAGGUGACCGUUAUCACAAAUAACCCAAAAUACAGUAGUGUAUGGUACGGGAUAGAUCUUAGUAUUCCUUCUCUUUAUUGUGGUGCCACGUACUGUAGAUCUGGUUCAAAAAUGACUGAGCUUGAAAAGGAAACAAAGAGUUUACCAGGCCCACUUGGCAUGCUGGGAAAGCUACAAUAAAUGCGCCAGAGCUGCUUGAAAAAGAUUAUAUACCACUGUUAUUAACAAUCACUGCUGUAUAGAGACAGGAAUACACACCAUGACACACGCACAAACAUGUAAAUUUAUAUUUGAGCUUGUUAUUUUUUGUUGUUCACCUUUACAUAUAUAAAACUGAUGAUAAUG
Molecule: messenger RNA, 1731 nt
Organism: Micropterus dolomieu (smallmouth bass)
Lineage: Eukaryota; Metazoa; Chordata; Actinopteri; Centrarchiformes; Centrarchidae
Gene: elovl4a
Product: ELOVL fatty acid elongase 4a
Exons: 7
Coding region: 205-1164 (319 amino acids)
Biological process (GO): fatty acid elongation, polyunsaturated fatty acid; very long-chain fatty acid biosynthetic process; fatty acid elongation, saturated fatty acid
Cellular component (GO): endoplasmic reticulum; endoplasmic reticulum membrane
Molecular function (GO): fatty acid elongase activity
Source: RefSeq, a predicted model, not a curated record